This is a messenger RNA of Orussus abietinus, 2782 nucleotides long. Its product is annotated as zinc finger MYND domain-containing protein 11. Gene Ontology annotation, molecular function: transcription corepressor activity; protein binding. Gene Ontology annotation, biological process: regulation of transcription elongation by RNA polymerase II. The coding region runs from base 202 to 2052 and encodes 616 amino acids. Lineage: Eukaryota; Metazoa; Arthropoda; Insecta; Hymenoptera; Orussidae. The transcript has 7 exons. The record is from RefSeq and is a predicted model, not a curated record.
UUAACUCUCGUCCGUGACGUACGCGUUCGUAUGGUUCUGCCGUUGAAUUAUUUCCUACUGUAUUUUCGUCACUAAUUUUGUCUGCGAGAAGGAACAGCAUGAAUUGUCAGCUGGUAAAAAACUUGAAAAACGCUGUUUCCUUGUAAACCGAUAGACAUCUAAACCGGAAUUUUACUUCAGGUCAGUAACCUAUUAAUCAUCAUGUCCAUACGUCGUCGAACGGAUCCAUAUAUGACUCAGCGAAUAUGGGAUGCUAUAAGGAUUACUGUCCAUCAAAGGAGUUUGCCCAGUAAUGACCGCAUCGUGAGGCAUUUGGCUCGAGUCUAUGGUAUCACCGAGGAUGCUGCUCAGCAUGAAGUUGAUAAAGCAGUUGAAGAUGGAUUAAUUUUUUUGAAGAAGGUGCCAUCAAAAGGUGGUAUUGAUCAAGAGAGCUAUAGACUGCCUACUGACCCAAUCGAAGAUGAUGGCCAUGAUUGGUAUUGCUGCAAGUGUCAAAAAGCAGGAAUGGUUGAGAAGUGUCAAAAAUGUCACAGAGUAUUCCAUUCAAAUUGUCAUGUUUCAAUUAAUCCUGAAUUAAUCUCUUGUCCUUUCUGUGAGAAAAUUAGCAAUGAUACAUACCCUGAUAAAGUCGAGUUAAAUCAUAUAUUAAACUUCACAUGUGGACACUUAAAGGCAAAAUUGCCUCCAGAAAUUACAAAUCGGACAAUAGUAUUUGAUGGCACACCUAUUGUAACUCCACCCGAUGGCUUUUCUGGGCCAACCUGGGUCAGCGAAGGAGAAGAUGCGUGGCGUCCAGGUGUAUUGAUAAAAAAUCAUAUGGAUCUCGCUAUCAUGGACUUUAAAACAACCCAAAACGAGUAUAAUAAUUUAGCUGAAUUUCAAGCGGAUGCACACAACAUUUUGCACAACAUCAUUGUCUACCAUGGAGAACAUAGCAUUGUCGGAGAAAUGGGGAUUACUAUGUAUCAGGAUUGUUGUUACGAUCUCCAAGAAAUUCGUCGAUGUGCAGAUUGUUAUCGAAUAUCUAAUGAGAAAGUAGAAAAAAUGUGGUUUUGUAUUCCUUGCGAUCCACCACAUAGAUUGGUCUAUGCAAAGCAAAAGGGUUAUCCUUACUGGCCGGCAAAAGUUAUGCAAGUACACGACGAUAUUUACGACGUAAGAUUUUUCGGAGGUCAUCAUAUGAGAGCUAACAUAGAGAAAAUCUUCAUUCGUCCGAUAACAGUUAAUCUUCAAAGCUUGCAGAUUAAAAGAUCUGCAGCUUGGAACAAGGCAUUCGAAGAGCUCAAGCACCAUCAAAAUUUACUAAUGAAGAUGGGGAAAAGUAUACCUACAAUCUCUGACAUUGACGAGGACUCCGAUGGUCCAAAACCUGCUAAGAUUCGAGCCUUAGAUCCGUCAGGGUCUUCGACAAGAAAAUCAAAUUCGGUUAAGCAAGUCAUUAAAGACUUGCGAGUUAAAGUAGAACGUCUGAGCUCUGACGGGUACGUUGAGACACGAUCGAACACCGAAGAGAACACGGAAAGAGACCGUUCUUCGGAAAGUAGAGUAGGAAGUGAAGAGAGACAGGUUCCGCGUUUGGCAGUGGCCGAAGACGAGCCAGCACGAGAGAUUUCGAGUACUUGUCCCCAAGGUUUAAAGAAGGAAGGCUCUCAAGAAGACAUGGUUACAUCAAGUUGUCAAGAACCACGAUCUAAGUGUGUUUUCAUUCAGACCGAACAAAUACAACCUGAAGUCUUACCUGCGAAGGUAAAACGAGAACGCAGAACUUCCGAUCAACCAGUAACAACGGCAUUGGAAAAAUUGCGUCGGGAGAUGGAGCUGGACAAGUGUCGAGAGCUAGAAAGGCUGCAAGCAGAACAUGCCAAAGAGAUACGGCAACUAACUGAUAAGCAUCAACAAGUCAUAUCAGAAAUAAAGAAAAAACAAUGGUGCUACAAUUGUGAAGCUGAAGCAAUAUAUCAUUGCUGUUGGAACACAGCUUACUGCAGUACUGACUGCCAACAAGUUCAUUGGCAACGUGAGCAUAAAAGAGUUUGUCGACGAAAGCGUUAACAUGUUCAUUACAUGUAAAAUACUGAAUUAUGGCAGAUGUCUGACACUCCUCUUAAAAAGUUUAAUCAUAAAAGUACGUUUCAUGUAACACAACAGUCAUGUCUCCUUCAAAUUAUUUUCUUUGAAAGGAAAAGAAACGAUUUUCUAUACAUUUUCACAGAUGUUUCGAAACAGCGUGUGAAAAUUGUUGUUUUUAUGAAAGAUAUCUUAUUUUUUACAACAUCCACCAGGACUGCAUUGAUUUUAAAACAAAUGAAACAUUUAUAUAUGAUGAAAUUUUUCUCAAAGAUGAAUAUCACUUCAAAUUCCUAUUCACUUUUAUUUUUUUACCAUACUUAUAGCUAUUAUGACAAUAAGAUAUGGGAAUCUAAACUCUUGAAAUUAUAAAGCAAUUAAAUGUGUUAAGACAUUUUGCAAAAAACAAUUGUUUAACCUUAUAAAAAUCAUAAGUAUUACAUUAAACCAUAAAACUAUUGAUUUAAAUUACUUUAUUUUUGGUCUUUUCUGUUAGAAAAGUAACAAGCUAAAAUAACAAUUCUUCCUCAAUUUUUUAAACACGUAUCCAAGACAUGCAAAUACAGUUUUAAUUGAAAAUUGCACUACAUUAUAUUACGACGCAUCUCAAUUUAUUAGCACUAUAUUUACAGUAAUUUUACAAUGUAUAGCCGAUUCAAAUUGACCAUUAUGUAAAACUCUAAAUUCUCGCUUAAAAACUUUUGCAUCCAUUUAA